UAGUCAGCUCUCAGACAGAGGUGGACGCUCUCUACACCCUCCUCAAUCACAGAUCAUGAAGGAGAGGAGAGGGAAAAUGGAACUCCCAGAAGUCCACCAAGGAGGAAGGGAGACAAAUGGAUCCACCAAAAACCAGACCUCAGAUCCAGUGGAACAUCUCCAGGGGGCGAUGGUGAGUUUCCACAAGAUCCACUAUAAAGUCAAGAAGGGAGGAUGCCUGCCAUGUCGUAAAGUCUCUUCCAAGGACAUCCUCAUUGACCUCAAUGGGAUUAUGAAACCAGGUCUGAAUGCCAUCAUGGGAGCUACAGGAAGUGGAAAAUCAUCGUUUCUGGAUGUGCUGGCUGCUAGGAAGGACCCCGUGGGCCUGACGGGGGAGGUCCUGAUAGACGGCGCACCCCAACCUCCAAACUUCAAAUGUCUCUCAGGAUAUGUGGUGCAGGAUGAUGUGGUGAUGGGGACUCUGACCGUGAGGGAGAACUUUAGUUUCUCUGCAGCACUGCGUCUCCCCACCAGUGUCUCCCAGCAGGAGAAGGACACUCGGGUGGAGCAACUCAUCCAGCAGCUUGGCCUGGUGAAAGUAGCUGACUCCAAGGUAGGGACCCAGCUGAUCCGGGGAGUGUCUGGGGGGGAGAGGAAGAGGACUAACAUCGGCAUGGAGCUCAUCAUCAACCCUGGUGUGCUCUUCCUGGACGAGCCGACCACCGGACUGGACGCCAGCACCGCUAACUCAGUGCUACUGCUGCUAAAGAGGAUGUCUGAACAUGGUCGCACCAUCAUCCUGUCGAUCCAUCAGCCUCGUUACUCCAUCUACCGGCUUUUCGACAGCCUCACACUCCUGGUCAAUGGCAAGCAGGUUUUCCACGGACCAGCACAGAACGCACUGGGAUACUUCUCUGAAAUAGGAUACACCUGUGAGCCCCACAACAACCCAGCCGACUUCUUUCUGGAUGUCAUUAAUGGAGACUCCUCAGCCUUGAAAGACAAUGAGGAGGUUGAUUCAGGGGAGGGCUCCUCCAGGAAGGUGGAGGAGAAACUGGUGGAGGGGUACAGGAGCAGCAGCUACUUCAAGGACACCAAGGCUGAGCUCGAGAGGAUCACCCAGGGGAAGGAGGUGUCCACAGCUCCUGUAGCCCGUACCAUCACCUACACCACCGGCUUUGGGACCCAGUUCAGAUGGGUCCUCAAGAGAACCUUUAAGAACCUCCUGCUCAACCCUCAGACCUCCAUAGCCCAGGUGGCGGUGACUCUGUUUCUGGCUCUGAUUGUGGGCGUCAUUUUCUUUGAUGUACAGGAGGACACAUUUGGUAGUCAGAACAGGUUUGGAGCUCUGUUCUUCAUCACUAUAAACCAGUGCUUCAGUUCUUUGUCAGCAGCUGAACUUUUCAUCGCAGAGAGGAAGAUCUUUAUGCAUGAGUAUACAAGUGGCUACUACCGCCUGUCUGUGUACUUCCUGUGUAAGCUCCUGUCUGACAUCCUCACCCUGAGAACCGUCCCUGCCAUCGUCUUCAGCUGUGUGGCCUACUUCAUGAUCGGUCUGAAGGCGACUGUCGCAGCGUUCUUCACCUUCAUGCUUAGUGUGGCGUUGACGGCGUACACGGCCACCUCCAUGACCAUGGCCAUCUCCGCCGACCAGACGGUCGUCGCCAUCGCCAACAUCUUCAUGACCAUCACCUUUGUCUUCAUGAUGAUCUUUACAGGUCUUCUGGUGAAUCUUACGAGCAUCCCAGUUUGGCUGGCCUGGCUGAGGUACUUCAGUAUCCCUCGAUACGGAUUAUCAGCGCUUUUGGUAAACGAGUUCCGGGGUCUUACGUUCUGCAACAGUACCUCUUCACCAGGUCAAAUAUGUACAGGGGAAGCCUUCCUGGCGUACCAGGGAGUAGAUGCCUCCGACUGGGGCUUAUGGCAGAACCACAUGGCCCUGGGGAUCAUGACCUGCAUCUUCCUGUCCAUCGCUUACACCAAACUACGCUUCAUCAAAAAGUUCACCUGAUGGCCAGCUCCGCGUGUCACCAGUGGAACACUGUGUUUGCACUGGGCAGCCUCCAGUACAACCAGUGGAAGACCGUGGUUGUUAUUGGGGAGGAAACAUUGAUUAUUAAAUGUUUUAGUGCUUUUGUAAAAUAAAUGCAUCUCCAUUCAUGCUUGAUUUCAGUAUUGAAUUUGUAAUAAUUUAGAAAUUGAAUUGUAUCUUACACAGAUGUGAUCUUUUUAAUAUAAUGCUUUAUUGUAUUUUAUGAAGAUUUUAUUCAUGUUUAUGGCUAAUACCGUUGGUGGAACGUGAAGCCGCACUUCUAACAUUCAUUUGUUAUAAAUGAUAGUUGCACACUGGAUGGUUUUACUUAAAGUGUUUAUGAUUAGUAUUUCAAUUAAAAAUACCAUACCUGGUUGGUUUC
Gadus macrocephalus (Pacific cod) is the source of this 2393-nucleotide messenger RNA. Its product is annotated as broad substrate specificity ATP-binding cassette transporter ABCG2-like. Bases 56 to 1990 code for a protein of 644 amino acids. Gene Ontology annotation, molecular function: ABC-type transporter activity; ATP hydrolysis activity; ATP binding. The transcript has 19 exons. Gene Ontology annotation, cellular component: plasma membrane. The record is from RefSeq and is a predicted model, not a curated record. NCBI's taxonomy places the organism in Eukaryota, Metazoa, Chordata, Actinopteri, Gadiformes, Gadidae.